CUCGUGUAUGAGUCUGACAGUGUGAUGAAGCGCAUGCGCAGCGAGCGGAAAAGCAGUUGCCAGGAUCCGCAGUGAGUCUGAGUUAAAAUGAGCUCCAUCGGGACCGGGUAUGACCUGUCGGCCUCCACCUUCUCUCCAGAUGGGCGUGUGUUCCAGGUGGAGUACGCCAUGAAGGCCGUAGAGAACAGCAGCACGGCCAUUGCUAUCCGCUGUAAGGACGGUGUUGUGUUCGGCGUGGAGAAGCUCGUUCUGUCCAAACUCUACGAGCAGGGCUCCAACAAACGCAUCUUCAACAUCGACAGACACGUCGGCAUGGCGGUAGCCGGGCUGUUGGCCGAUGCUCGCUCGCUCUCCGAGGUGGCGAGAGAAGAGGCGUCGAGCUUCAGGUCCAACUACGGGCACGACAUCCCGCUGAAGCACCUGUCAGACCGAGUAGCCAUGUAUGUACACGCCUACACCCUGUACAGCGCUGUGAGGCCGUUUGGCUGCAGGAAAAACACUAAACAAGCCGCCAAGACUGAGAUAGAGAAACUGCAGAUGAAGGAGAUGACGUGCAGGGAGAUCGUCAAGGAGGUUGCAAAAAUAAUCUACAUCGUCCACGACGAGGUGAAGGACAAAGCCUUCGAGUUGGAGCUCAGCUGGGUCGGAGAAGUGACGAAUGGACGGCACGAACUCGUACCCAAAGACGUCAGGGAGGAAGCUGAGAAAUACGCCAAGGACUCUCUGGAAGAGGAGGAUGACUCUGAUGAAGACAACAUGUAGACUCCUCUCUGCUGACGGCUCUCACACUUCAGAUUCUUUUCUAUGUUUUAUAGUUGAUGAAUGUUCACACUGGUUGGUUUUGAUUUUUGGUUUGAUGAAUUUCAGCUUUGAAAAUAAAAAAAAGUUGAAAACAAA
Perca flavescens (yellow perch) is the source of this 897-nucleotide messenger RNA. RefSeq names its product proteasome 20S subunit alpha 3 (gene psma3). The record is from RefSeq and is a predicted model, not a curated record. Lineage: Eukaryota; Metazoa; Chordata; Actinopteri; Perciformes; Percidae. Bases 88 to 762 code for a protein of 224 amino acids. Gene Ontology annotation, cellular component: proteasome core complex, alpha-subunit complex; proteasome core complex. Gene Ontology annotation, biological process: ubiquitin-dependent protein catabolic process. The transcript has 10 exons.